Molecule: messenger RNA, 3159 nt
Organism: Schistocerca nitens (vagrant locust)
Lineage: Eukaryota; Metazoa; Arthropoda; Insecta; Orthoptera; Acrididae
Exons: 3
Coding region: 1-3159 (1052 amino acids)
Source: RefSeq, a predicted model, not a curated record
AUGGAAAAAUAUGUGGAAACAACAAAGCACCCGCCCCCCCCACCCGCGCCGUCUUCGCACCCGCCCCCCCCCACCCGCGCCGUCUUCGCACCCGCCCCCCCCCACCCGCGCCGUCUUCGCCCCCCACCCGCGCCGUCUUCGCCCCCGACCCGCGCCGUCUUCGCCCCCGACCCGCGCCGUCUUCGCCCCCGACCCGCGCCGUCUUCGCCCCCGACCCGCGCCGUCUUCGCCCCCGACCCGCGCCGUCUUCGCCCCCGACCCGCGCCGUCUUCGCCCCCGACCCGCGCCGUCUUCGCCCCCGACCCGCGCCGUCUUCGCCCCCGACCCGCGCCGUCUUCGCCCCCGACCCGCGCCGUCUUCGCCCCCGACCCGCGCCGUCUUCGCCCCCGACCCGCGCCGUCUUCGCCCCCGACCCGCGCCGUCUUCGCCCCCGACCCGCGCCGUCUUCGCCCCCGACCCGCGCCGUCUUCGCCCCCGACCCGCGCCGUCUUCGCCCCCGACCCGCGCCGUCUUCGCCCCCGACCCGCGCCGUCUUCGCCCCCGACCCGCGCCGUCUUCGCCCCCGACCCGCGCCGUCUUCGCCCCCGACCCGCGCCGUCUUCGCCCCCGACCCGCGCCGUCUUCGCCCCCGACCCGCGCCGUCUUCGCCCCCGACCCGCGCCGUCUUCGCCCCCGACCCGCGCCGUCUUCGCCCCCGACCCGCGCCGUCUUCGCCCCCGACCCGCGCCGUCUUCGCCCCCGACCCGCGCCGUCUUCGCCCCCGACCCGCGCCGUCUUCGCCCCCGACCCGCGCCGUCUUCGCCCCCGACCCGCGCCGUCUUCGCCCCCGACCCGCGCCGUCUUCGCCCCCGACCCGCGCCGUCUUCGCCCCCGACCCGCGCCGUCUUCGCCCCCGACCCGCGCCGUCUUCGCCCCCGACCCGCGCCGUCUUCGCCCCCGACCCGCGCCGUCUUCGCCCCCGACCCGCGCCGUCUUCGCCCCCGACCCGCGCCGUCUUCGCCCCCGACCCGCGCCGUCUUCGCCCCCGACCCGCGCCGUCUUCGCCCCCGACCCGCGCCGUCUUCGCCCCCGACCCGCGCCGUCUUCGCCCCCGACCCGCGCCGUCUUCGCCCCCGACCCGCGCCGUCUUCGCCCCCGACCCGCGCCGUCUUCGCCCCCGACCCGCGCCGUCUUCGCCCCCGACCCGCGCCGUCUUCGCCCCCGACCCGCGCCGUCUUCGCCCCCGACCCGCGCCGUCUUCGCCCCCGACCCGCGCCGUCUUCGCCCCCGACCCGCGCCGUCUUCGCCCCCGACCCGCGCCGUCUUCGCCCCCGACCCGCGCCGUCUUCGCCCCCGACCCGCGCCGUCUUCGCCCCCGACCCGCGCCGUCUUCGCCCCCGACCCGCGCCGUCUUCGCCCCCGACCCGCGCCGUCUUCGCCCCCGACCCGCGCCGUCUUCGCCCCCGACCCGCGCCGUCUUCGCCCCCGACCCGCGCCGUCUUCGCCCCCGACCCGCGCCGUCUUCGCCCCCGACCCGCGCCGUCUUCGCCCCCGACCCGCGCCGUCUUCGCCCCCGACCCGCGCCGUCUUCGCCCCCGACCCGCGCCGUCUUCGCCCCCGACCCGCGCCGUCUUCGCCCCCGACCCGCGCCGUCUUCGCCCCCGACCCGCGCCGUCUUCGCCCCCGACCCGCGCCGUCUUCGCCCCCGACCCGCGCCGUCUUCGCCCCCGACCCGCGCCGUCUUCGCCCCCGACCCGCGCCGUCUUCGCCCCCGACCCGCGCCGUCUUCGCCCCCGACCCGCGCCGUCUUCGCCCCCGACCCGCGCCGUCUUCGCCCCCGACCCGCGCCGUCUUCGCCCCCGACCCGCGCCGUCUUCGCCCCCGACCCGCGCCGUCUUCGCCCCCGACCCGCGCCGUCUUCGCCCCCGACCCGCGCCGUCUUCGCCCCCGACCCGCGCCGUCUUCGCCCCCGACCCGCGCCGUCUUCGCCCCCGACCCGCGCCGUCUUCGCCCCCGACCCGCGCCGUCUUCGCCCCCGACCCGCGCCGUCUUCGCCCCCGACCCGCGCCGUCUUCGCCCCCGACCCGCGCCGUCUUCGCCCCCGACCCGCGCCGUCUUCGCCCCCGACCCGCGCCGUCUUCGCCCCCGACCCGCGCCGUCUUCGCCCCCGACCCGCGCCGUCUUCGCCCCCGACCCGCGCCGUCUUCGCCCCCGACCCGCGCCGUCUUCGCCCCCGACCCGCGCCGUCUUCGCCCCCGACCCGCGCCGUCUUCGCCCCCGACCCGCGCCGUCUUCGCCCCCGACCCGCGCCGUCUUCGCCCCCGACCCGCGCCGUCUUCGCCCCCGACCCGCGCCGUCUUCGCCCCCGACCCGCGCCGUCUUCGCCCCCGACCCGCGCCGUCUUCGCCCCCGACCCGCGCCGUCUUCGCCCCCGACCCGCGCCGUCUUCGCCCCCGACCCGCGCCGUCUUCGCCCCCGACCCGCGCCGUCUUCGCCCCCGACCCGCGCCGUCUUCGCCCCCGACCCGCGCCGUCUUCGCCCCCGACCCGCGCCGUCUUCGCCCCCGACCCGCGCCGUCUUCGCCCCCGACCCGCGCCGUCUUCGCCCCCGACCCGCGCCGUCUUCGCCCCCGACCCGCGCCGUCUUCGCCCCCGACCCGCGCCGUCUUCGCCCCCGACCCGCGCCGUCUUCGCCCCCGACCCGCGCCGUCUUCGCCCCCGACCCGCGCCGUCUUCGCCCCCGACCCGCGCCGUCUUCGCCCCCGACCCGCGCCGUCUUCGCCCCCGACCCGCGCCGUCUUCGCCCCCGACCCGCGCCGUCUUCGCCCCCGACCCGCGCCGUCUUCGCCCCCGACCCGCGCCGUCUUUGCCCCCGACCCGCGCCGUCUUCGCCCCCGACCCGCGCCGUCUUCGCCCCCGACCCGCGCCGUCUUCGCCCCCGACCCGCGCCGUCUUCGCCCCCGACCCGCGCCGUCUUCGCCCCCGACCCGCGCCGUCUUCGCCCCCGACCCGCGCCGUCUUCGCCCCCGACCCGCGCCGUCUUCGCCCCCGACCCGCGCCGUCUUCGCCCCCGACCCGCGCCGUCUUCGCCCCCGACCCGCGCCGUCUUCGCCCCCGACCCGCGCCGUCUUCGCCCCCGACCCGCGCCGUCUUCGCCCCCCAUCAACGUGCUUUACUGUGA